AUGGCGACCUUCCCACCCGACUUCCGCAUGCUGAGGGGUGACAGCAAGCGACGCACCAUCACGAUCCCCGUCCCGAAGUCCUUCUGGUCGGAGGCAGACAUCACGCAGGACGCGCUGCGACAGAAAGCCGUCGGAUUCAACUGUCUGGGCAGCGACCCGCCGGAAGGGUCGUUGCAGCGACACUCGCUCCCGUCCAAGGCCUUCCUCGAUCGCAUCGAGACUCGAGCGACCACCGUAGCCACGUGGCGUUUCCGAGCUUGGUGCAGGACGGUGUUUGUCCCGACGGCUAUCCCUGGCGACUCCCCACGCUUCUGUACGAGGUACUCGUGGCAAACGACGGUGUUUGCCAACCGCUCGGGGUCUUUCGCGUUGGCCAACGGUGGUCCCACCGGACGCGGCUACCACGGCGACUUCAUGUCGGCCUGGGACCUCUCGUUGUUGCAGUCGGCCGGAGAACAGUGCACCAACCCUAGCGGCAACAUCUCCGCAUGCAGCUUGUUCGACGUCGAGAGCAAGCCGUGUCAAUUUGCACUUCCAGCCGAGCUUCGGGCGGAGGACUACCGUGGACCACGGAUAGGUUUGCCAGGAAUUGGUCUGCCGUACCAGCACUGA
Messenger RNA from Lithohypha guttulata, 612 nucleotides. RefSeq lists its product as uncharacterized. Bases 1 to 612 code for a protein of 203 amino acids. The transcript is spliced from 2 exons. The record is from RefSeq and is a predicted model, not a curated record. Lineage: Eukaryota; Fungi; Ascomycota; Eurotiomycetes; Chaetothyriales; Trichomeriaceae.